Molecule: messenger RNA, 276 nt
Organism: Cavenderia fasciculata
Lineage: Eukaryota; Evosea; Eumycetozoa; Acytosteliales; Cavenderiaceae
Gene: sybA
Product: synaptobrevin domain-containing protein
Exons: 2
Coding region: 1-276 (91 amino acids)
Biological process (GO): Golgi ribbon formation; vesicle-mediated transport
Cellular component (GO): membrane
Source: RefSeq, a predicted model, not a curated record
AUGGAUAAAGUACAUUCAACUCAACAACAAGUUGACCAAGUUGCAGGUGUUAUGCACAAUGCAAUCGGUACAAUGAUCGAUAAUCAAACCAAGGUAUCAGAGUUGCAACAAAAGAGUGAAAAUAUGAAAGAGGGUGCUGCUCAAUUCAAGAAAAAGACAAAUGAAGUAAAGAGAUUGAUGUGGUGCAGAAAUAUGAAGAUAACACUUAUUAUUGCAUUGGUUGUUUUAAUUAUUUUGGCUAUUAUCAUUAUCCCAAUUGUAUUAAAAUUUACAUAA